Paramormyrops kingsleyae is the source of this 2729-nucleotide messenger RNA. RefSeq names its product transmembrane protein 39A-like. Gene Ontology annotation, biological process: negative regulation of autophagosome maturation; negative regulation of autophagosome assembly. Lineage: Eukaryota; Metazoa; Chordata; Actinopteri; Osteoglossiformes; Mormyridae. Gene Ontology annotation, cellular component: endoplasmic reticulum membrane. The record is from RefSeq and is a predicted model, not a curated record.
AUGUGGUUCCAGCUUCCUCAUUGUAAUCAGAGAGCCGUCCGAAGCAGUAAGGGACAGCAAAAGUUUAACAUUAAACAAUUCGUAGAUUAACAUAUGGCCUUUAUAUUUAAAAAUAUAUGGAAUACUUGAUUUAUUUUCCCAGUUCACACCAGAGCAGUGCAGGAUUGUCAUCGUGAUGAUACAUGCUUAUUCCCUCCUGUACCACAUGCUUGAACAGCUUAAUAUGAAUGUGAUUAUUAAUACGAUUUGAAUCAUUAACUGUAGCUCCGAGCAGGGCGCGCAUCACUGCGGUUGCGCAGCUCGCCUCAGACUGAUGGCGUCACAGAAACGGCGCACGUUUGCCACGUUGGUCGCCGUGCAGAAGCGACAGGUUUGUUUCAAGGCGGUAGAAGUUUGUCUCUCUUUUUAAAAAAAGAAAGAAAGGCAGACCUUUUACGAGGAAGAUUUAGUGCCAUCCAACUCCAUAUUGUUGUGCGUGUGCAAUCGCCAGCUCUUGGUACCGAAAUACUCCGGAUAGCCGAGGAUUUAUAUAUUUGUAAUUUUGAUUUCUUCCACAAAACGAGAAAGCGAUGAUCUCUUAGGACACGACUGCAGCCCGAAUGCACGUCUGACCGAUGCCUCCGGACCGACAGCAGCCGUCCUGCAUUUAUGUGUUGGCCCGUUCUCUGCUUGGCUCUGAGGUUGCUGCGGCGAGCAGCCGGGGUCACCGGGGUCGCCGGACAUGCCCGGGGGUCGGAGGGGUCCGACUAGGCAGCAGCUGAGCCGCUUGACGGUGCCGUCGCUGCAGACGCUGGUCGGGUCCGGCUGCAGCAACGGGGCAGGGCUCCGGGGCAGGGGCAGUAACUCCAUGGGUCUCCCUCCGGCCCCCCUGACGGCCCUCAUUGCCCCAGAGCCCGUGCGCCACUCUCGGAUCCCCGAUCUCCCGCUGGAGAACCCCCUGGUGUUUGAGCUCCUGCUCUUCCUCUACCUAUUGGUGGCGUUGUUUGUGCAGUACAUCAACAUCUACAGGACGGUCUGGUGGUACCCCUACAGCAACCACGCUGCCUCUACCUCACUGAACUUCGAUCUGAUGGACUGUGACCUGGCUGUCUUCAUUAGCAUUAUGCUAGCCAGGAGGCUAGUAUGGACUGCCGUCUCUGAGGAGACUCCCUGCAGCUCCCAGCUCAAGUACGUACUUCUAGUGUCGUUCCGUCUGGUCCUGCUGGCGGCGUCUUCCUGGGGACUCUGCCUGACGCUGGCCAGCCUCUUCAGGAAUCACUCCGUGCUCAGCUUGCUAUUCCUGGGCUACCCGUUGGCAGUGUACGUUCCUCUCUGCUGUUUCUACCGCGAAGGCCAGGCGGUGUCCGUCGCCGCUGACUUCGGCUGCCUGGAUCGGGAGGCGGACAGCUUGACGAGGCGGCCCCUGGACUUUCUGAAGCUCCUACGGGAAAACCUGUGGGAGCAGCUGUCAGGCCCCGCCCCCAUGCCCGCCCACACCUGCCCGCCGUCACCCGAGCUUAUCCGCGGGGAGGUGGAGGCCCUCAAGGCUGACUUCAACCGCCGCAUCAAGGAGGUGCUCUUUAACUCGCUGUUCAGCGCCUACUAUGUGGCUUUCCUGCCGCUUUGCUUCGUUAAGAGCACGCAGUAUUACGACAUGCGCUGGUCCUGCGAGCACCUGGUCAUGGUGUGGCUCAAUGCCUUUGUGAUGCUCACCAGCCAGAUGCUGCCCCCUAGCUACUGCGACCUGCUUCACCGCUCGUCCGCCCACCUGGGCAGGUGGCAGAAGCUGGAGCACGGUUCCUAUGGCAACGCACCCCAGCACCCGUGGUCAGAUGCCACUAUCUGGCCCCAGGGGGUCCUGGUGCGACACAGCCGGUCCCUCUACAAGGCCAUGGGGCCCUACAAUGUUGCGCUGCCCUCGGACGUGUCUCACGCCCGGUUUUACUUCUUGUUCCACAAGCCGCUGCGGGUGCUGAACUUGCUCAUCGGCAUCGUGUCCAGCGUAGUUUUCUACCAGUUCUACUCACUGCUGCGCUCCGAGUGCUGGAACCACACGCUGUCGCUGGGCCUCAUGCUGUCGUGUAACUACUACAUGCUCUUCAAGCUGCUGCGGGACCGCAUCGUGCUGGGAAAGGCCUACCGCUUCACCCCCAGCGGCUCCAGCGUAGCCUUCAAGUCCCAGUGACCACCAGGACUGUGAUGUGGCUAUGAACUCGUACAUUUUGAUACUAUUCUAUUUUUCAGCUUUGUAUCUAUUUAAGAGAAAAUUAGUUCUAUAUUUUGUAUACUGUAAGGAAGUAUCCCUUUUAGCACAGUGCAUAUUGGCUGUGUGGCCCAGUCAUUCCGUGAUGGUGCCUCCCUGGGGUUUAUCCUGACAGCCAACGGGCAGAGAGCUGGUGACACAGGGAGCCAAUCCUAGAGGAGGCCGCGGCAAGUCGGAUUCGAUCUUUGCCGAAUCACAGCUGUGAGUUGCCUGGAUACACCUGCUGACUGUGUUUGGGAGGAAACCGGACCAUGGGAUUCUGUCCCAGAGCCAAGCUGCCGUGGCAGGAUUUCCUGUGGCACAGAGCCCAGGACUCCGAGUGCCAAGCUGCAGAUGUCGCAGCCGGGUGGUCAGGGGCUGCAGGGAGGCCUUCCUGGCAUGUCCUUGUUUUUUACCUCGGGUGUCAUUAUGUGGACAGAGGUCACCACGUGGUCUUUCGACUUUUUUUUUUAUCAUGCCAAUGACCUUAAUAAAAACCAAAACUGUC